GUGUGCAAUGGCGUUAAUGACUGCAAAGACAACGCGACUUCAGAUGAAACUCAUGAUCGUUGCCCGAAGAACAUAACUUGCCCGGCCAACCAUCUGAAGUGCGAGAAGACUAACAUAUGUGUGGAACCAUACUGGCUGUGCGAUGGUGACAACGACUGUGGCGAUAACAGUGACGAGGACCCUGUGCAUUGUUCUCAGAGAACCUGCCCAACGAAUAGCUUCCGGUGUCCCAACCACAGAUGCAUACCGGCCACGUGGUAUUGUGACGGCGAUGACGACUGCGGUGACGGGUCAGAUGAACCACCAGAGUACUGCAAGUCGGAGGGCCGUACGUGUUUCGGCGAUCUAUUCACAUGCGACAACGGUAAUUGCAUACCGAGGAUUUACAUCUGCGACGGCGAUAACGAUUGUUUGGACAAUUCCGAUGAGGAUAUAAGACACCAGUGCAACAACCGUAAAUGCGAUGAGUCAACCGAGUUCACGUGUCAUGCGAACAAGGCGUGGAAUAGGGCACAGUGCAUACCGAAAAAAUGGCUGUGCGAUGGCGAUCCUGACUGCGUAGAUGGGGCGGACGAGAAUGCUGCGGUGCUCAAUUGCACGACGGUGGCUAACUGCAGUGCGGAUCAGUUCACGUGCGGUAACGGGCGAUGCAUCAACCGUGGAUGGGUGUGCGACCAUGACAACGACUGCGGUGAUGGCACGGACGAAGGCAAGGAGUGUCAUUCGCAGUACAAGACGUGCUCACCCCGCGAAUUCUCGUGCCAGAACUUCAAAUGCAUCCGGAACACGUAUCGGUGUGACGGCGAAGAUGAUUGUGGAGACAAUUCGGACGAGUUCGGAUGCCCGGCAGGUGGCCGAAACGGAACGUCGUCAACGUGCGGUACUGACCAAUUCCGGUGCACCAGCGGGCAGUGUAUCAAUGCUACGUUGGUAUGCAACAAGGUAUCAGACUGCGCGGAUGACAGCGAUGAGCCUGCUCACUGCAACGUGGACGAAUGCGCCAAAGUCGAGCUCAACCAGUGCGCUCAUCGGUGCAUUGACACCCCUACCGGGUUCACGUGCGAGUGCAAUGAGGGAUACAAGUCAGUCUAA
Molecule: messenger RNA, 1092 nt
Organism: Diuraphis noxia (Russian wheat aphid)
Lineage: Eukaryota; Metazoa; Arthropoda; Insecta; Hemiptera; Aphididae
Gene: mgl
Product: low-density lipoprotein receptor-related protein megalin
Cellular component (GO): signaling receptor complex; plasma membrane
Molecular function (GO): protein binding; calcium ion binding
Source: RefSeq, a predicted model, not a curated record